GUUGCCAAGGGCAACAUUCAUAACCACAAGCUUGAAGUCCGCACAACACUAAACGCUUCAACCAGGACGAAUAAAACCCAAUAAAAGGGUUCAUCAGGAAGAAAAACUCAUGAAGAAGUAAAGCUAAGAUAAAAAAGCUUUUAUAGUAUCACAGCUUCUGGGAAAACAAAGCUAGUUAAAAUGGUUCUUUCAAGAGAAUAUUCAGCUGCUACUAAGCAGCUUCUCAACGAUAAAGGACUAAAAUGUGUUUGUGAGCUGUGCGAUUGUGGGCAAUAUCAUCGUCAUGAUGGCUGUACCAAAAAUAUCCACAAGAUGCAUCAAGUAUUCAAGCGUCCAGGAAUGGGCCAUGUUGCAACAGACUAUCAGGCAACAUACAAACCACAUGACAAUACACAACAACGACAUCUAAAAAGACCUCUCCCUAAACUACGCAAUCCUAACCCUCCACCCAUGGAUUUUCGAACGGAGCAAAGAAUGGAGUUCAUCAAGAGGGAGAUUCCAGGGACGAAACCGUGCAAGAUGGUAGAAUCAUACAUCCAGCCUGAAGGAAAAGUCGAAGGUCUAACCGUCUACAAUGAAGAAUUCAUUAACAGAGGACCCGCAACUGUCCCGAAAAUAACCCGCCCGCAAACGGUCAUCACGCAAAAAGAAUCCAAGUUCCAGUCACAAACCACGCACAAUUCAACCUUCACACCCAAGAAGCGUAUACCUCAACCAACCUACGGUGAAGUACCGAGUUUUACAGGCUCGAUUCUGUUUCCGGAUCCAAAGGCAGACAUGAAAACAACCAACCAGGAGGUUUAUAAAGGCAAGUACGUGAAAGUGGCUGAUUUGUGCAGGCCUGCUGAAGACCAGGUGACGAUAGGAAUCGAAGGAGACCACUUUUAUGGGACCACACACAGAGACACCUAUAAGACACCAGAGAUGGAAGGCCGACAAGAAGCUCGUAAGAAACAAUCCCAGUUAAAGGCGAACCAACGCGCAAAGUUCCAGUCAGAUACACAGUUCAAGAGUGAUUUUCCGGGUUAUGGCGGAAAAAUGCCCGAGCCGACUAAACCAAUUCCACCGCCUCCUGAGACUGUCAAUCUAGCCAUGAAUAAUAACAGGCACUUCUUGACGACAAAUAAUGACUUUUACAAAAUCGUUUGGGACCCUAAGACCAUUGGAAAAACCAAAAUAUUGAAACCUGACGCUGGCACGUACUCUAAACCAUUGGCGAAGAUGGAAACCAAAACACAAGCGAUGCGUGAUUUUACUCAGAAAGAACCUGUCAAAAUGCCUCAAAUUCGACCGCCCACUCGCACAGAACCAAGCAAGUCCAAGUUCCAUGACGAAACGGCAUACAAGAGUCAAUUCAAGCACUACCGCUCGGUUCCUUUUCAACGGUAUGGAGAUCUACACGAAUCUGCUUUCUACCUGAAACCAGUGACGAAGUUCUACCAAGAUGGUUCUGUCACCAUGCAAGACUUCCAGGGAGCCACGGGAGGAAAACCAAGUACACCACAUUUACCAAUACAGAAGCUACACGUAAAAGGUGGUGACAUCCUUUGCCAGACAACAUAUAAUUCUGACUACGUCCGUAAAGCGAAGGAGCAGUGUUCUUAUCUUCAGUGGGUGCAAGAACGAGAAACGCAGAAGAAGGCCGCUAAGAUCACUACACAUAAAACGACGGAACCUCAGACGAUUGAGAAAGCCUUAGAGCAGAAGAAUCAAGAAAAGAGUGCAGUUAUGGUAGGAAAUAAGUAGUAAAAUUCCUGGACUAAAAGGAAAAGAUAGUUGGUGUUGACAAUUAAUCGACAUGGCGCUUUCUGGAUGUGAUCUUUAUUGGGUUACAAUUAACAGAACUUUUUUCCAGUCUGGGCCAUAACAUUCCAUGGCAAAUCAAUAGAAUAUUAAUAUUAAUAGACCUCUUUAGCUUGGGUGUCAUGCUUUCCCAUCUAAGAUAACGUGCCAUUCCCUAGAGUAUUAUUUCUUUGUUUAACAGGAUCCCGAAUCAUCCGCUAUUUUUUCCUGAAAUCCCGCGUCUCGCGACAAUUGUAAGCGACGAACAAUCCAACAUAUUCAAUGGCGUUUAAAUAUUUUAUUUUAUUUAAUGUUUUCACGUUUUUCCCGAAAAUCUGGGGGGCGAUCCCUUAUCCCGGACAUUGAAUUCGGUAACUCCCAAGUCACGGCCGAUAUCAAUAUCCCGAAUCAUGUAAGAUUUUUUUCUAGUUUCCCGGAUCCCGCGCUAUAUUUUAUCCGUUUCCCGGCUCCCGCGAAUACCCUUCCAGACCCUGAUGAAUAUGGAUACAACUCCAACAAACCAUCUCAUUCUCAAUAUGACACGUGGGCUGAAAUGGGACGACAUUACGCUCAAGCUAAAGGGCUCUUAUUAAAUCCCUUUAAAGUGCAUACAAAGGUACGGUCUUAUAAAUUGAAAAGAAAAAUCUUAAGUUUUGGGUUUUAUUUUGCACACACUUUAACUGUUCAAAAAAAAAAAAUGUACUUUUAUCUUUAUGAGAUAAUUCCAUUUCCGAGAAAAAAUGUCAUGUCUUAUCUAGUUUAUUCUUAAUCGCUGUUUUGUUUCCGUAACCCCUUGUCAAAGAUUCACUUGGUUUAAUAUAAAAGUGGUUGGCCUUCAAUUUUUUAACCAUCCAAUUUUAUUAAGUUCACUACCCACUACGCCAUCGAUCCUUGAUUUUAAAAGAUUUCACUUUAUUAAACAAUCAAUGCAAAUGGUUUUUAAAUGAAAAAAUAUUAGCACAAGUCAGACAGUCAGACGUUUUCCAUUAAAGUUUUACGUGGUUUUAAAGGUGUUCCCGAGCAAUAUACAUUUCGCAAAAAUUAAUAAACAAAUGAAGUUAGAGAAAUAUUUAAAUGAUAAGAUGAGACUCAUACUGCUUUCAAGAUCUAAUGUACUGAUAGACUAGUUGAAACUUUCUUACGUAUACAUGAAAGUGGGAGUUUACGUAGAGAACUGUUGACAGUCAGACAGACAGAAAAAGAGAGAGCUGAGACAGCAUGACUUCUGGAAAAAUUGUUAUAUUUGAAACAAAAAAUUAAAAAAAACAAAAACAAUGUAAUCGUUUGGAAGAGGUUUAUAUGAGUGCAGUAGCUAGACUUUAUUUUGUAGUAGAUUAGAAUAUUUUUUUAUAAAGAAAAAGUGUUUAAUAAACGAUUCCUUCUGAUCAA
Messenger RNA from Actinia tenebrosa (Australian red waratah sea anemone), 3171 nucleotides. RefSeq lists its product as uncharacterized. Gene Ontology annotation, molecular function: microtubule binding. Gene Ontology annotation, cellular component: cytoskeleton. Lineage: Eukaryota; Metazoa; Cnidaria; Anthozoa; Actiniaria; Actiniidae. The record is from RefSeq and is a predicted model, not a curated record.